AUGGCAGAUGAAACGGAAAUUGUCAACUACCUUUUUAAACGCCUGUAUCAGCUAGGCAUCAGAUCGGUUCACGGCGUUCCGGGUGAUUUUAAUCUGGUUGCAUUGGAUUAUCUCGAUCCUGCCGGGCUAAAUUGGGUUGGAAAUUGUAGUGAACUAAAUGCCGGUUAUGCCGCUGAUGGUUACGCAAGGAUUAAUGGGAUAUCCGCCUUGAUAACAACGUUUGGCGUGGGAGAGCUUUCCGCGGUCCCUGCUAUCGCUGGCUCGUAUAGUGAACGCGUUUCCAUUGUUCAUAUCGUCGGCGUACCUUCAACUAAAACCGAAAAGCAUGGAUUGCCCAUUCAUCAUACCUUUGCUGAUGGCGACUAUUCUGCUUUUAAGAAUAUAUCAAAAACUAUAUCACAAGCUUGUAUUACUCUUGACGAUGCCAAGAUCGCAGGAAAAGAAAUUGAUAGAGUUUUACGAGCACUUCCCGUAGAUAUGGUCCUCUCAAAGACCCCGGCGCAAGGACUUGAUAAUCCGAUCGACCUCACUGUACCCCGAAACGAUCUAGACACUGAAACAGAAGCCGUUGAAGCAAUCAAGAAGGCGUUAUACGGGUCUAGUAACGCUAUUAUAUUGGUCGGCGUUGGGGCUAUGCAGUAUCGCGUUUUGAAAGAAGUGCAGGAAUUUAUUGAUCUGUCGCAACUCCCCGUCUUCCUCACCCCCAUGGUACGUGCCCCCAAGAAACCUCAAGAACAAAGUAUCAACACGGAUCUUAGAGUCAAUUCAGCGUUGUAUGGACAGGAGAAAUUGAUGUUGCACGUUGAGACAAGUGUUCACUCUCAAUUUCGAGGAGUGUAUAACGGCGAUGCAUCCGGGCCAGAAAUUCAACAAGCAAUUCAAUCCGCAGAUCUUGUCGUUUUCAUUGGCCCUUUGAACACCGAUUUCAACAGUGGGGGUUUCACUAGCUAUACAAAAACCAAAAAUACAAUCGAAUUUCAAUCUAAUUUCACCAAGGUCGGAUACGCAACCUACCUCGAUGUAGGGAUGAAGUUGGUUCUUCCGAGGAUUCUCGACUCAAUUGACGUUCGCAAAAUUCAACACCCACAAACUAAUAUAACCAAAGUGGAAAAACCAAUUGACGUGGAAGCAAAGAUUACAGAGCCUUCUGACCAAGAAGUUACCCAGCAAUGGUUCUGGGGUCAUAUUGGGGACUGGCUACAAGAAGGUGAUGUUGUAGUCGCAGAAACUGGUACCUCGAGCUUUGGCAUCAUGGAUACCCGCUUCCCGAAAGGAGUUACUGCUAUAACGCAGAUUCUUUGGGGUUCCAUAGGCUUUUCAGUAGGUGCUUGUCAAGGUGCUACCCUCGCUAUUGCAGAAAGCGAAAGGCCGACCCGUCGGGUUAUUUUGUUUGUAGGAGACGGGUCUUUCCAACUCACAGGCAACGAAAUUUCAACAAUGAUUCGACAUGGGUUGAAACCAAUAAUCGUCGUUCUUAAUAACGAUGGCUAUACCACUGAACGAAAAAUACAUGGGCCAGAGAUGAGUUAUAAUGAUAUUCAGCCAUGGAAGUACCGGAAAUUUCUGAAGGCAUUUGGAGCAAGGAAGGGCGAAUAUAAGAACUAUGUUGUUAGGACACAGUCUGAGUGCUAUGGUCUCUUCAACAAGGGGAACGAAUUCUCGAAAGCGAAUGUCAUCCAGGCAACUAGUUGA
Molecule: messenger RNA, 1692 nt
Organism: Orbilia oligospora ATCC 24927
Lineage: Eukaryota; Fungi; Ascomycota; Orbiliomycetes; Orbiliales; Orbiliaceae
Exons: 8
Coding region: 1-1692 (563 amino acids)
Molecular function (GO): carboxy-lyase activity; thiamine pyrophosphate binding
Source: RefSeq, a predicted model, not a curated record